AUGUCGUCCAAGACUUUCUUUGCCAGCUCAGAUGACUCGAAGAUAUGUGUCGUCAUGGUUGGUCUACCGGCUAGAGGCAAGAGCCUUAUCGCCGGGAAAGCCAUGCGGUAUCUCGGCUGGGUUGGCAUCCCAGCUCGUGUAUUCAACGUGGGAACCUACCGCAGAAAUGCAACGCCACAGCCAAACGCUAACUUCUUUGAUCCUCACAACUCAGAAGGAGAGAAGAUGAGGCGGGCUGCGGCCGAAGCGGCCAUGGAAGAUAUGAUCAAUUGGUUCAACGCCGGCAAAGGCGUUGUCGCCAUUCUCGAUGCCACGAAUUCAACAAGGAAGCGACGCCAAUGGAUUUAUGAGUCAUGUCGCGCAGCGAAUAUUGAACCCCUCUUCGUCGAGUCAAUAUGCGACGACGAGGAUCUAAUUAUGAACAACAUCCUGGAAGUGAAGACCACGUCUCCCGACUACAAGGGGCAGGACCCCGAAGUCGCUGCAUUGGACUUCCGAAACCGAAUUCGAAACUACGAGAAGGUUUACGAGGGUAUUGGUGACGAUGAGAACCACUAUACCUAUGUAAAGCUGAUUAAUGUUGGCUCUACCGUGGUCAUAAAUCAAAUCAAAGAUUACCUAUCAAGUCGGCUGGUGUACUAUAUCCAGAACCUUCACAUCAAGCCACGAUCAAUUUGGCUCUCUCGGCAUGGAGAAUCAAAGUAUAACCUGACAGGGAAGAUCGGAGGCGAUGCGAGUAUCUCUGACCGGGGAGAAGCUUAUGCUCGAGCUCUACCCGGCCUACUAAAGAAAUCAGGCGUACCGCCGAAUACAAAGAUCGUGAUUUGGACGUCGACCCUCAAGCGUACGAUCCAGACCGCUCGUCACCUUGCUGCGGAAACAGGCUACGAAAAGCUAGAAUGGAAGGCUCUAGACGAACUUGACUCUGGAGUUUGCGAUGGCCUCACGUAUGAGGAGAUUGCCGAGAAAUACCCGGAGGACUUCGCAGCUCGGGAUGAAGAUAAAUACAACUACCGCUAUCGCGGCGGAGAGUCUUACCGGGACGUCGUGAUUCGUCUUGAGCCUAUUAUCAUGGAGUUGGAGCGCAGUGAAAACGUCAUCAUCGUCACUCAUCAAGCUGUCUUGCGUUGCAUCUACUCAUACUUCCUGAACGUCGCCCAAGAGCAAAGCCCAUGGAUGGAGGUUCCUCUGCAUACACUGAUCAAACUAACACCUCGCGCAUAUGGAACCGAAGAACAACGCUACAAGGCCGACAUUCCCGCUGUAUCGACCUGGCGAGCCAAGGGGACAUCUGCAAAGCACCAGGACUUUCCCAGUGAGGUGAAGGCAUAA
This is a messenger RNA of Aspergillus mulundensis, 1332 nucleotides long. RefSeq names its product bifunctional nucleoside/nucleotide kinase/histidine phosphatase family protein. The transcript has 4 exons. The record is from RefSeq and is a predicted model, not a curated record. Gene Ontology annotation, cellular component: cytosol. Gene Ontology annotation, molecular function: 6-phosphofructo-2-kinase activity; ATP binding; fructose-2,6-bisphosphate 2-phosphatase activity. NCBI's taxonomy places the organism in Eukaryota, Fungi, Ascomycota, Eurotiomycetes, Eurotiales, Aspergillaceae. The coding region runs from base 1 to 1332 and encodes 443 amino acids. Gene Ontology annotation, biological process: fructose 2,6-bisphosphate metabolic process; fructose metabolic process.